AUGGUGCACACAGCGGUCACGGGGGGAGAUCUGAGAAGCGGUCGAGGUCGGAGCAGACGGCGAGGGGUCAGGGAGUAUAAAAACGGAGUGGUCGGGGCCUGGGUCGGCUUCAGGGACAAACUGAAGAGGAUCGUGGAAAGUAAAUACUUCAACCGGGGGAUCAUGAUCGCCAUCCUCGUCAAUACCCUCAGCAUGGGGAUAGAGUACCAUAAGCAGCCCGAGGAGUUGACUGAUGUUUUGGAGAUCAGUAACAUCGUGUUCACCAGCAUGUUCGUCCUGGAGAUGGGUUUCAUGCUGCUGGCUUUUGGCUUGUUCGGAUACAUCAAGAACCCAUACAAUAUAUUCGACAGCGUCAUCGUGAUCAUCAGUGUGUGGGAGAUAAUCGGUCAAGCAGACGGGGGGUUGUCCGUCCUGCGAACAUUUCGUCUGCUGCGGGUCCUGAAGCUGGUCCGCUUCCUGCCCGCCCUGAGGAGACAGCUGGUGGUGCUGAUGAAGACCAUGGACAACGUGGCCACCUUCUGCAUGCUGCUGAUGCUCUUCAUCUUCACUUUCAGUAUACUGGGCAUGCAUCUGUUCGGCUGUAAGUUCAGUCACGAGAUGGAGAACGGAGACACCGUCCCCGACCGCAAGAACUUUGACUCUCUGCUGUGGGCCAUCGUCACCGUGUUCCAGAACUGCACUUAUACUGACCUGAUGUAA
This is a messenger RNA of Notothenia coriiceps (black rockcod), 699 nucleotides long. RefSeq names its product voltage-dependent T-type calcium channel subunit alpha-1I-like. Bases 1 to 699 code for a protein of 232 amino acids. Gene Ontology annotation, cellular component: voltage-gated sodium channel complex; neuron projection; plasma membrane. The record is from RefSeq and is a predicted model, not a curated record. Gene Ontology annotation, molecular function: low voltage-gated calcium channel activity; voltage-gated sodium channel activity. Lineage: Eukaryota; Metazoa; Chordata; Actinopteri; Perciformes; Nototheniidae. Gene Ontology annotation, biological process: transmembrane transport; calcium ion import; membrane depolarization during action potential. The transcript has 6 exons.